This is a messenger RNA of Medicago truncatula (barrel medic), 2203 nucleotides long. RefSeq names its product UPF0051 protein ABCI8, chloroplastic. The record is from RefSeq and is a predicted model, not a curated record. The coding region runs from base 194 to 1834 and encodes 546 amino acids. Gene Ontology annotation, biological process: iron-sulfur cluster assembly. Lineage: Eukaryota; Viridiplantae; Streptophyta; Magnoliopsida; Fabales; Fabaceae. The transcript has 2 exons.
GGAGGUAUGUUAUUUGAUUUGAUUUGAUUCUUUUCCUCAGAGCCAUUUUUAGCCAAAACGGGUGGGUCCCCACACAAACUAAUACGUACUUGUGUGACACACACGACACGAUAAGAAGGGCUGAACUUAUACACAACCAUUAUUAAACACACCACAUAAUCACUUUGCAUACUCCACCAAACCAAUUUCCUCUAUGGCUUCUCUUCUCAACGGCAACGUUUCUUCCUUACACUCACAACCUACUCAAACCAGCUUCUCUAAAAAACCACUUCUCCAUCAAACCCACUUCCUCCCAAUCUCAAAUACCCCCAAACACAAAUCACCCUUAUCCAAAACCACCGUUCAAAUCCGUUCCGACGUUAGUUAUGAUUCUCCAACUUCUUCAUCCACCGAUGACAAAAUCCGUGAAAUUCUCCGUAACCGUGAUUACGACAAGAAAUUCGGUUUCAACAUCGAUAUUGAUUCUGUCACAAUCCCAAAAGGUCUUUCAACACAAACCAUUCAUUUAAUCUCAGCUCUAAAAUCCGAACCUCAUUGGAUGCUCAAUUUUCGAUUAAACGCCUUUGAGAAAUUCGCCAAAAUGAAAGAACCAAAUUGGUCAGAUAACACGUACCCAACUAUAGAUUUUCAAGAUAUAUGCUAUUAUUCAGCUCCUAAGAACAAACCCGAGAUUAAUAGCUUAGAAGAAGCUGAUCCUGAGCUUUUGAGAUACUUCGAUAAGCUUGGUGUACCGUUAAACGAACAGAAUCGUCUAGCAAAUGUUGCCGUGGAUGCUGUUUUAGACAGUGUUUCUAUUGCAACUACUCAUAGGAAAACUCUUGAGAAGGCUGGUGUUAUAUUUUGUUCCAUUUCCGAUGCCGUUAAGGAGUAUCCUGAUUUGGUUAGGACUUAUUUAGGGAAAGUUGUUCCUAGUGACGACAAUUAUUACGCUGCUUUGAAUGCCGCUGUUUUUAGUGACGGGUCGUUUGUUUAUAUACCCAAGGGUGUUAAGUGUCCCAUGCAGAUAUCCACGUAUUUUAGGAUUAAUGCCUUGGAGACGGGGCAAUUUGAGAGGACUUUGAUUGUGGCUGAUGAUAGGAGUAUGGUGGAGUAUUUGGAAGGGUGUACCGCACCUUCUUAUGAUAAAAAUCAGCUUCAUGCGGCAGUUGUUGAGUUGUACUGCGGAGAGGGGGCGGAGAUUAAGUAUUCCACGGUGCAGAAUUGGUACGCGGGUGAUGAGAAUGGGAAAGGUGGGAUUUAUAAUUUUGUGACCAAGAGAGGAUUGUGUGCUGGUAAGAAGUCCAAGAUAUCGUGGACCCAGGUGGAAACUGGGUCCGCGAUUACUUGGAAGUAUCCGAGCGUGGUUUUGGAGGGAGAUGAGAGUGUUGGUGAGUUUUAUUCUGUUGCUUUGACGAAUAAUUAUCAGCAGGCGGAUACGGGGACUAAGAUGAUACAUAAAGGGAAGAAUACAAAGAGUCGGAUUAUAUCAAAGGGUAUUUCUGCUGGACAUUCAAGGAAUUGUUAUAGAGGACUUGUUCAGGUUCAGUCUAAGGCGGAGAAUGCGAAAAACUCUUCGCAGUGUGAUUCCAUGCUUAUUGGUGAUAGUGCUGCUGCCAAUACCUAUCCUUACAUUCAGGUGAAAAAUCCAACAGCAAGAAUUGAGCAUGAGGCUAGUACGUCGAAAAUUGGUGAAGAUCAGUUAUUUUACUUUCAACAGAGAGGAAUAGACUAUGAAAAAGCAAUGGCUGCUAUGAUAUCUGGAUUUUGCCGUGAUGUCUUCAAUGAGCUUCCUGAUGAAUUUGGCUCUGAGGUGAACCAACUCAUGAGCUUGAAGCUUGAGGGGUCAGUCGGAUAAACAGCUUGUUAGGCAUCAUUAUUUUGAAUUAGCUCAAGCCAUUGGUUCUUAAAAUUGUGGAAGUUCUCAGAGGUAGUGUGUCUGGAAAGAUGUGUACAUGAUGUAUAUGAUCUGUAUAAUUUUGCCUGAAACAUAUAUAGAUUUUGUCUGGAACCAUGCCACAAAGAAUCCAUGAAACAUCAAGUUUCAAACCUUAAUGUAUGAUCUCUAUUAUUGUUAUAAUACGAGUCUCACAUUUGAUGAGAUAACGUCUGACGAUAUGUUUAUAAGUGAUAGGCAGGCCACCCUUUAAAAGCCGGUUUUGUAAGGGUUGAGUUAAGCCCAACCCAAAUUUUAAGAUAUAUGAUGUUGAUUAGCUCUUUUGAUUUC